GAAGUGAAUAAAAUAAAAUUUAUUGUUAAAUUAUGUCACACCCAAAGAAUGAAGGAAAACAAGAUUCAAAAAAUCCUGAUGCUGCUGAAAAGUUUAUUUACACCGAAGACAGCGUUUCGAGCGAGGGCCCGUCCGGUAGAAAUAAUUUGAAGCGAAUCAUACGGAACGACAAAUAUGUGCCGACGAACAGCAAGUCGUCAACAAUAUCGGAUCGUCCGACGGAAAUGGGCAGCGCGUCCGACUUUAACAUCACGAAAAACACUCUACACGUCGUCGGCAGCAACCCUGGUGAGCCGAAAAUGUCGUACCAGGAUCCGCCUUACAAAACUUCAAAGACGACUAAAAAUCUCCAUAAAGUGGACAAGCGCAAGAAGGACAGCAAUGCGGGUAAAAUGAUAAGCUACGCGACAGUACGCGGGAUUCUGAAAGACGAGAGAUAUAGUCCAGAAUGCACUGGCGACUCCAGUUUCCGUGGAGAUGAGGAGUAUACAGAAAGCUUGCAAUAUGCAGUGACUUACGAACCGCACGGUUUGAAGAGUGCCGAGAAAAAUGUAUCCUUCGACACGCAAGUCCACAUUUUUCAUUUCACCGGCGACCUUUGCGUCGGUCAGAGCGUGGAAACCUUGAGCAAGGAGGUAGACCAGCAAGAAAGGAACUCUGAACUACGGAAGACUUUCAUGAAAUACAACGAGCAAUGGCCUAAAGGUGGGAAACGGAAGUAGAUGGUUUUGAAUUUCGAAGGUGGUUUUAGAUCUUUUUCAGAAAAUACUGUUACACGCUAUAGCUUUUGAAACGCGGUAGAGCAUCAUCUAUUCCUUAUGAAGUUGACCUCAGCUUAAAACUUUGCAAGACAACAUUUUCAGUACGUUAUUCAAUAUGUCAGUGUUCUUUAAAAUUUUUUGCCUAGUUGUCUGUUUUGUGAAUGUUUUAUAAGUUAUAACUGGA
This is a messenger RNA of Aricia agestis (brown argus), 945 nucleotides long. RefSeq lists its product as uncharacterized. The record is from RefSeq and is a predicted model, not a curated record. NCBI's taxonomy places the organism in Eukaryota, Metazoa, Arthropoda, Insecta, Lepidoptera, Lycaenidae. The transcript has 6 exons. Bases 33 to 722 code for a protein of 229 amino acids.